Messenger RNA from Hipposideros armiger (great roundleaf bat), 13770 nucleotides. Its product is annotated as dynein heavy chain domain-containing protein 1-like. Gene Ontology annotation, biological process: flagellated sperm motility. Lineage: Eukaryota; Metazoa; Chordata; Mammalia; Chiroptera; Hipposideridae. Gene Ontology annotation, cellular component: sperm flagellum; inner dynein arm. The record is from RefSeq and is a predicted model, not a curated record. Gene Ontology annotation, molecular function: dynein intermediate chain binding; dynein light intermediate chain binding; minus-end-directed microtubule motor activity.
GUUCGCCAGCAGUUGACUGCCCAGCUCCUCUUAGACUCAGAGAGGAGGGGAGGCUCAUCUCCCACAGAGGCAUCAUCUGAUGCCCUUAAGUCUCGUCACUGGCAGAGGAGACAGAGGAAGUUCCUGAAGGCAGUGACUCAGUCAGAGCAGCCCAGAGGGCUGGAGCUCCUGGUAGCUGAGCUCCGAACUCUGUUCUCAGCUGUGCUGCAAGACCGCAGCCCUGAAGCCUGGCACUAUCUGCAUGCAGUGCUGGGCCUGCUGCCUCCAUAUCGUGCGCUGCUCAUUGGUCACCUUGAUUUGCUACCCUUCCUGGAGCAGCUAUACCACUUGGCACCCUGGGUCCUAUCCCAGCUCCAACUGGACCUGCUAGAUGCCAUAGACCGGGCCUUUCCCCGAGACACCUCUUUGUUAGAGAGUGCCUCCCAUGUUGACUGCUAUCUGCAGAAGCAGAGGUUCCAUCAUGACCCCCCAUUCCUAGUGUGCCCUUUUGUGCAGGCCCAGGGGGGUAGGCAGCAAGUAGAGGAGGAAUUGGCCACAUGGCUGCGACCAUUGACUCUGCCUGAGCUACAGCACAGCCUGGGUAUUGUUGGUGCCGAGGUGGCCCUGGAAGAGGCCCGGUGGCUAGAUGGCCUUAGCCUCCUGCCCUUGGCGCUGGCAACGGACAUCCCUGUACAGUAUGAAAACAGUGGUGCUGACAACGCAGAGGAGGAGCCUGUUGGAAGAAGAGAGACUAAGUCUCAACUUGACUCAGAAGUUCCUGGGAAGAAGCCCUUCCAAAAGAGCAGCACUGGUCUCUUACCUCAGACUUCCCUCCUGGGUAGCCAGGUGAUGACCAUUCUGAAGACAGAGAGACACCCGGAGAAGAUCCACUUCCUCUACCUCAAUGUGGCUCCCAGCCGGUACUUUAAGCCCUACAGCCUGGUGGUGGUGCCACCAAACAAGGUGAAUCCUGAGCACUACAUCUUCUCCCCCUUUGGCGUCCUGCAUGUGCAUCCUGUGGAGGGCAGUGAGACGAUGACGCUGGGUACCUGGCACCGCCACUCUGUCCUCUGGCAACAGCUCCAGUUCAUCCCAUUCUUUAAGUAUUUCCUCUUACGCAAGGCCUGGGCCUGCUGGAAGAAGAGUGUGAAGUUGCAGGGGCUGCACCGGUGCCGCACUUUCCUGGGGAAGCAGCUGCUCUUCGCCGUGCCCCACUUUGGAGCUGGGCUGCUCCAUAUUAGCAGGCUUCUGCAGGAGCUGCGCUCUGUGUCCUGGCUUCCCCGGGAACCAGAUCGGUGCUACGAGCUGCUGGACCUGCAGCGGGCUCUCGCCAAGGAGAACUACAAGGCCCUGCGGCUGCUCUGUCGCUGUCUGCACCUCUGCACAUACAUCCUUCAUAUGGUUCAUGAGGAUACAUAUCAAAUGCAACAGGGCCUGCAGGAGCGAGUGAAAAACUGCAAGAGGAUCAGGAAAGGCCAAGGCUCCAUAUACCUUCAAAGGGUGCAGCGUCAGCGUCUGGAGCAGAAGCUGAAGCAGGCAGAGGCCUGGCUGCUGCAGCUGGGACCGUUGGCCCGCCUGGUGGACUACAUGAUUUGCCAAUGCCUCGUGUCCGUCAUAGAGGAGGAAGUAACCUCUUUUGUGGCCAACAUCCUGCAAGCCCCAAGGCAAAAACCCUUUCUCUCAGCACAGCUGGUCUUUGACAAUUCUGGUCAGCUCUCUCAUGAGCCCUGUAUUGAAAAAGUGAUCGAGAUUCUAACGAGGAGCCUACAGUCUGUCAAGACCUCUGCUCUGAAGGUAAUGCAAUCUGCAGACCUGAAGACCCCUUUGGAUUCCCUGUACUCUGAAGAAGACGAAGAGGAGGACUCAGACACAGUAUCCCUGACGCCCAAGUUGCAGGGCCAGCCCAGCGAUGCCGUGCACAUCUUCUGUGGCCCGGAUAUAGGAUUGGUGUGGCCCUGGAAGUCUCACACAAUUACUGAAGCCCUGGAGGUCCGUGGAUACCGGCUACGGGGCCAGUACUUGCCCCCCGAUUACAAGCGGCUGCAAGAGGACCUGGACAACAACCCCCGAGUCCAGCAGGCCCUCACUAUCCAACAGGCCCUGCUGAAGGGUGUGCUGUGGGAAGUGCAGGAAUUCUGCAGAGAAUAUCACUGGAUGACAGGCAUUUACGAGUUCCUGCAAGCCUGGGGUCCUCAGAAGCUGGAGUCUAUGAGAGGUUGUCCUAUCAAGGACUACGUGACGCUGGUGAGCUGCCUGAACGUUUGGCAGGCCCGUGUCUCCAAUAUACCUAAUGAGUUGAUCACAGAAGGCAAGUUGCUGCUGCUGAGCUGCCGUGACACACGGGCAGAGAUGGAAGCCAAGCUGGAGAGCGUCAGGAAGGACAUUCUUGCACAGGUACAGAACGAGUGCUGGAGCCGCAGCCAGCAGCUAAUGCAAGAGCUCACAGAUUUCAUCCAGGUCUUCCAAACCAUCAGCGCAGACAUUCACGCCAUUGCCCAGUGUUCCCAGAAGUUGAACAAGGCCGAUGACCAGUAUGCCAAGCUGGAGGAGCGAAUGGAAUACAUACGGUCACUCCAUGAACUCAUCCGCAGCCACUUUAGCCUCUUUAGUGCUGAGAAUGAGGCACUGGACGUCUCGGUGAGAAGACAAUGCAGGGAGUCCCUCAUCCCGCCCCGUCCCUCCCCACAAGCACGUUGACUUGACUGCCCUCUGCUUGCCCCACAGCUUCUGGAUAUGUGGGAGGAAUUCCAGUUUGAGAGAAGCCAGGCCUCAGAGUUCCUGUUCAGCAAGCAACAUACCCUUGUGCCCAAGCUGCAGCAGCUGAUGGCGGCAGCACUGGCCAAGCUGGAAGGCCUGAUUGAGAAGGCUCUGUCUGGGCCCUUCAUGGACCCUGCACAAGAGCCGAGGAGCACUGAGCGCCAACUCCUUGUCCUGGAGCGUCAGUUCCAGAGCACAGCCAGCCACCUCAGUGAGCUGCACCGUGCCUACACCACGUUCACUGGGAAUAAGAGUCCUGUGUCCUUGCCAAUCUGUGGGACCCAUCCUAUUGUGCAACAGCAGCGUAUCUGGCACCUGUACCGAGCCAUCUCUGAAAACAUCAGCGAAUGGAAGUGCAUGACUUUUGCCAAGUUCAGCCUGGCUAUGGCCGAGGAGAAGACAGAUGGCUGGCUGACAGAGGCAACCCAGAUGCUUGCCACCCUGGGGCUGCACAGCCCAGUUCUGCAGUGCUGCAUGCACAUUCUAGAGGAGUUCCGCAGCUACCUGCCAUUGCUUACCAAGCUGGGUAGCCUCCAGCUGCAAAGCCUCAACUUCCAAGCCCUCCUGCAAGCCUUAGGGCUGGGCAGUCUCAACGUAGAACUCAUAACGCUAGGCCAGCUGCUUGCUUGUCCGCUGCUGGAGUUUGCAGAUAGACUCAAUCAGAUCUGGCAGUGUGAAAAUGAACAAGUUCAUGCCCAAGAGACCCUGCGGCAGCUGCAGCGGGUCUGGGAAGUGCGCCAGCUGCGGCUGCUCAACUUCAUCCUGCAUGUGCCCUGCGAGCCCCCAGCCUUGGAGCGCUCCAAGAAGCAAAUGCUCCGCAGCCCCCACUGGGAUGUAGUGCCCGAGGACAGUGGCACCUUCGUUCUUUCAGAUUACAACAGCCUGCAGGAUUCUAUCCAGGACAGUCUUCAGGUGUUGUUCAAGAUCCUGGACAUGCAAAACUCAGGAAACUUAUACAAAAUAGCUUUGGAGUGGGUGACCAUCAUGCAUGGCCUGGGUGACGUGCUGGAGGUGUGGGUGACUUUUCAGCAGGAGUGGAUUUUUCUGAAUAAAGUUCUACAUGAGAUGAAGAUCCAGUUUCCCAGUUCUGACCUGGACUCCCGUUUCAAGGCCAUGGAUGAUCAGUAUCGGACCCUGAUGCGGAUCUCUGUAGCUGACCCUCUGGUUCUGUCGCUUAUAGUGCCCAGUGCCAAGAGGAGCCCUUAUUUCCAAGGCCAGCAGCUGCAACAACUGCUGCAAGCAGGCUCACUGGAGCUGGAGGGCAUCAUUAUUGCUCUGGAGAGCGUGCUCUAUGGGGUCUGUGCUCACUUCCCCCGCCUCUUCUUCCUCAGUGACAGUGAGCUGGUAGCCCUGCUGGCUGCCCCACUGGAGUCACGUGAGGCCCAGAUAUGGGUACGACGUUGCUUUCCUCAUGUGCAUGCUGUGGGCUUCAAGUCCAUCCCAAUGGCUAGAAACACGGAGGACCAGGAGUUGAGGCCAAGCACACAGACUCAGGUGGAGGCACUUGAAGUGCUAGGGGCAGGUGGGGAGGAGGUGAAGCUGCGGCAGUCACUUCCUCUGCAUCCAGAUCUCCCCAAAUGGCUGGCGUCUCUGGAGAAGGGUCUGCGUUUGGCAUUGGUGCACAUGCUGCAGGACUGUGUGGCUGCCCGUCUGGCUCUGGGCUCAUCCCUAGACAAGGCCUUCAAGAAGCUGCCCCAGCAAAGCCAGGUGGUGCCCCUGCAACAGUAUGCCCACCACUGGCUGGAUUUAGUCAAGGCUUUCCCAUGGCAGUGUGUGCUGGUGGCAGAGGAGGUGGUAUGGCGGGCCGAGAUGGAAGAGGCUUUGCUUGAGGGGAGGACCGUGGCCAUGGUCCCCAUACAUGUACGGAAGCUGGAAGGACUGGUGUAUUUUGUACGGGCUCAGAGGGCCUCCCACCGUGGGCAGCCUCUGCCCUCUGUCCGCCAGACCAGCUUGCUUAGUGCCCUACUGGUCAUGGCAGUGACUCACCGGGAUAUAGCCCAGCUGCUGCAGGAGCACCAGGUCUGUGAUCUGGCAGACUUCCACUGGGCCCGCCAACUCAAGUACCACCUGGGUUCAUCUGACACCAUCCUCCAAAGCCCCCUGCAGACCCUCAAGACUAUUGCAUCUACUGAGAAUUCUCUGUCACCAGCUGCGUGCUGGAUAGAUGUGCUGGGCCGGUCCUUCCUGUACAAUUAUGAGUACCUGGGUCCCAGACUGGAGUCUCUACCCAGCCUGCUGCCUGAACGCCCAGCCCUGGGACUGUUAUUGGCUCUGGAGGAGGUGGCCUGUGGGACCCUACUGGGCCCUGAUGGUGUGGGCAAGGUAGCCACGGUGAAGAGCCUGGCACAGGCCCUGGGGCGCCAGCUGGUGAUGAUGUCCUGCUUGCCUCAAAUGGAGGCCCAAAGCCUGAGCAACUACCUGAAUGGUGCCCUGCAGGGUGGUGCAUGGCUGCUGUUGGAGGCAGCUCAAUGCCUGCCCCUUGGCUUGCUCUCUGCCCUGGGCCAGCGCCUGGCUGAACUGCACCGCCUCUAUGCCCCGCUGCACCGGGAGGCUUCCCCAAGCACCAGCACCGUUGACCCCACCCACCCCCCGCUCCUUGGCAGUGGCUUCUUUGAGAAACAUCACGUGUAUAUACGUCUUGGCUAUGGCUGUCUCCUGACGCUGACUGCUCCGGUCCCUGCUGUGCCUGCCAACCUGCGCCUGCUGCUGCGGCCUGUGGCAAUCACACUGCCUAACCUACAGCAAGUAGCGGAGCUGACUCUUCUGGGUGCAGGGAUGCGGGGUGCCUCCCGCAUGGCUACCCGCCUAUCCCAAUUCUUCUCCCUAGAGCGUGAGCUCAUGUCGAGGCCCCUGCCCUGCCGCCUGCGACUGCUCAAGCAAGUACUGGCAGACAUGAUACAGGCUCUAAAUGUGACCAAGGAAGAACCCAGCUCCCAGCAGCCCCACAGCCUAGCUGCCAUCGAGGAGGCCGCCCUAGUGCGCGCUUUGCUACACUCACCACUAUUCAGUAGCCUCAGUGGGGUCCAUCUUCACAACCUCCAAAAGCUGCUCUGUGGGAUCUUCCCCAGUGCCAGCCAGGUGCUGGCAGAGCCUGUGACCCGAAGGCUGAAGAAGCCACUGCUGGUGGAGGAAUUGCGUCAGGCAGGCCUGCAUCCGAGCCCUGACAUUUUGGGGUCCCUGGAACAGCUGAGCCAGGCCCUGUGCCGGGCCUCCGGCAUUUUGCUUCUGGGCCCUGCAGGCAGUGGCAAGACCACUUGUUGGCACAGCUUAUUUAAGAUCCAGAAUCAGCUCACAGCCAGGGAGGUCACCUCAACACAGGGCUAUCUGCCUGUGAAAAUGACACACCUGUAUCCCAGUGUCCUCAGCCCCCAGGAGUUCCUGGGGUGGCUAGAGGGCCCCUGCUGGCACCAAGGCGUCUUCCCCAGGCUGCUGCGUGCAGCCAGUCAGUGUAGGAUUGUGGACCCAAAGAGGGAGGCACAGGACUCGGUGGGGACCCAGCACUGGAUAAUAUGCGAUGGGCCCUCCAGUGCUGCUUGGCUGGACUCCAUCACUUGCCUCCUGAGCGACCCCCCCCAGCUUACCCUCCCCAAUGGUCAGCAGAUAGAACGACCCCCAAGUACUUUUCUCUUGAUGGAGGUGGGAGACACAACAGGCAUGUCCCCCACAGUGGUGGGCCGCUGUGACCUCGUCUGGUGUGGUGGGGAACAGACUUGGCAGGGGAUGCUCAGCAUCCUGAUGGCAGCCCUGCCCCAUGAGUACCACCUGCAACCGCAGACGGUCACUGAGCUCAACCACCUGGCUGAAGUGCUGGUGCCGGCAACAUUCCGAUUCCUUACCCGCCAGGGUGCCAGCUCCCUGCUGCAGGCACAUGGGCAGCAGGCUGUUUGCCCAGGCGUGGCUGAAGUCACCAGCCUGGCUCGCCUUUUGCGUUGUCUGCUUGAUCGCCACCUGCUCACAGCUGAGGAAAAGAAGGCGCAUAUCACAGAGGACCUCAGCUGUAGUGAUCCUGUACCCCAAAGCUUCAAGCCUUCAAAAAACAGCACUCUGAACCAGUCCCACGUUGAUAACGAUGAUGUGCCUCAUAAGCGCAGGGAGCACCUGCUGGGUGUCAGCAGCUUUCUUUUUGCCUUGAUCUGGGGCUUUGGAGCCCACCUUCCUGCCAGGCUCUGGCCCCUCUUUGAUACCUUCCUGAGGGGUUCUAUCAGUUGCCUCUCCAACUAUCCUGAGCCACCGCCCUCAGCCUUGGUGUUUGAUCUACAUGUCUGCCCUGAAGAUGGGACACUGGUCCCCUUCACUGGCCAAUACUUGGGCAGCCGCUUCAAGAGACUUCCGGACACCUUCAUUCCUUCUCCCCAGACUGAACGGCUCCUGUAUGUGGUGGACCUACUUCUGACGAAGGGACACCCAGUGCUGCUGGCUGGAGAGGCAGCCACCGGGAAGUCUGCGUUUGUGGAGGUGCUGGUGGAGCCACAUCACCCGUACAUGUACAGCCGCAUCCACCCUGCCUUCAGCACCGUCCACCUUCGCCUUCUGCUGAGCCGAGGGGUCCAGAGCCAGGCGCAAGCCAGCACAUGGCCUGGGCGGCACCUGGAUUCUAAAGGCUCCUUCCUUUUCCUGCUGGAGGAUCUGCACCUGGCCGCUUCCGACCCAGAGAAGAGCUGUCAGCCAGUGUUGGAGACUCUGCGCCAGGCCAUAGAUGGCACUGUGUGUGCCCACACCACCUUAGAACUGCAGACGCUGCAGCCUGUAGUCAACUUCUUUGCCACAGCCACAGUGCCAGGCUUCUGUGAGCGCCCACUGUGCCCACGCCUUGUUCGGCUCUUCACAGUGCUGGCCUUGAGCAGUAUGAGCCAGGCCAUGCUGCUGAGCAGGCACACACCUAUCAUCCAGGCCUGGCUUGAGCAUUUCCCCUCUGUGGAGCGGGAGGGUGCUCUAGCAAGAGCUCUGGUCCAGGCCUCGGUGGAGGCCUGGGAGGCUGUGGGCCACUGCUUUAAGCCUUCACCCCUCCACCCACACUACCGCUUCUCCCUGCACUCUGUGAGCCAACUACUGGGAAGCUUGCAGCUGCUGCCGACCAGAACAGGCUCCCGAGGUUUUCUGGACUAUCCCAACCACCAGGAGCACUUGCGCCGGGUGUCAGGCUUGCGUGGCACACAAGAGGAGGAAGAGGAGGUGGAGGAGGAGGAGGAGAGGGUGCCUGAAGUGGAGUCUGAGGGGGAGUUGACCCAGUGGGAGGACUUCAGCAACAGCGGCAGUGAAACGGAGGAGGACGCUUAUGGCCUUCAGGUCACCACAGACCCACCCUCCAAAUAUUCAGAUCUUGCACCAGUCAAGAAAACUACAGAGAGCAUAAGUCAAAAGAUAAACCAGGAGGAAGGCACAGUGGCCUCCAGCUAUCAGCUCAACUUAAAGAGAGCUGAGAGUUGGUGGCAGAAGGCAUCCCAGGUGAAUCUGGUUUCACCCCUGUUGCUACCAGUGCUGCUACUUCGUCCACAGGAAAAGCCCUCAGACCUGGUCUUCAGUCAAGAGUUGAUAUUAGGUUCCAACUCUGAGGGCCCCAACUUGUACCUGGAACGCCAGUGGGACAGCCUGGGGGAGCAGCUGGCCAUCUCGGCUGCUCAGCUACAGCUGAGCCCCCACCUUGCCCGGUGCCGCUCAAUGGCCCAGCACGUGGCCCGCCUGGUCCGAGUGCUGGCCAGGCCCCGGCAGCAUGGCCUACUGCUCUCAGGGGCUCUGGGCACUGGGCGCUGUACUGCCAUCACUCUGGCAGCUAACAUUUGUCAGGCCCGCCUCUUCCAUCUGCCCUGUGAGCCAGAAGAGGCCAUUCUCCAGUGUCUACGGGAGGCCAGCUGGCAUGCUGGCCUGUUAGGCCAGCCAGUGGCCCUGCUGGUGCCCAAGGGUGUGGAUCUUACGACCCUUCAUCGUCUGCUGGCUUUGGCAUCCUCAGGCAGUUUCCCUGACCAGUACACAGAGGCAGAUCUGGACAGCAUUGAAGAACAUUUCCCCAGGGAGACCUUUAGUGUCAAGCAGACCAUCAGGAAGGAAAUGCUGUUGCAGAGGUUGAGGAGUAUGCUGGAGUCCCAAGCCCAUGGGGUCUUCCCUUGGGGGCAUUCUCACCUGGUCCAGGAUCUGGAGAUGCAGCUGGGUCUCUGUUCACAGAACCUCCGCACAUUUCAGCAGCAGCUAGAGCAAGGCAAGCUCCUAUACAAGCAGCAGCUGGCAGAGUGUCGGCAGCAGGAGAACCUCACUGAGAGCCUGACCAUCCAAUCGGAUGCCCUGCGGGCUCAGCAUGAGGCUUUCCUGGAGCAGAUGGGCAAGGCCUUUCUGGGGCCCCUGAGCCAGCUGCAGGUGGCCGACUUUGAGGAGAUUCGGAGCUACCGCGCACCACCAGAACCUGUGGUCCAGGUGACUGAUGCGCUAUGUGACCUGUUCCACCGUGAAAGAGGCUGGGCCAGUGCCAAGCAGCUGUUAUGCACUGAGGACUUUUAUCAGGAGCUGGUGUUCUUCCCCAAGGAGAAGAUGACGGACUCAGAGGUGAUAAAGUUAAACCUGGCUCUGAAGGCUCUAGGUAUGAGCGAUGCAGCCUUGCGGGCAGUAAGCAUACCUGCAGCAAACCUGGCAGCCUGGCUCUGGGCCGUUCUGCACUACAGGCUGGCACAACACCGAGAGCUGCCCACGGCUCUGCUACUGCGGCAGGUAGAGGCGACACUGGCUCGGGAGCAGGCGCGCCUGGCCCACUACCAGUUCCAGGCUCAGGAGAUCCUAGAGCACAAUUUGGCCCUGACCAAGAAGCUGGAAGAUGCCCAGGCUUCCCAUAACCAUCUGGUAGAGAAUCUCAGUUUGGCUCAGUGUGGCCAGUAUCACAAGUGGCCCAUAAAAGCUGCACUGCUCACGCCCAUGCAUUCCUGGACUACAGAGCUCCAGAAGUUAAAGGGGCACUGCAUGACUGUGUUUGGAGAUGCCCUCCUGUGUUCAGCUGCCAUUGUCUACCUGGGUCCCUUCCCGCCACUGCGGCGCCAGGAGCUACUGGACAAGUGGCUGGCUCUGUGUAGGGGCUUUCAGGAGACCCUGGGCCCGGAUGAUGUGGCACAGGCACUGAAGCAGAAUCAGAAAUCUGUCACCGUGCCACCAAAGAAACCCCUGCUUGCCACAUGCUCUCCCUUCAGCCUUCUGUCCUUGCUGAGCUCUGAAUCCGAACAGUUCCAGUGGGACCGAGACCUGAAGCCCCAGGCAAAGUCAGCCCGCCUGGCAGGCCUGCUUCUGCGAAGUCGCACCCACUACUUCAGUUGCCGUUGGCCUCUGCUCCUUGACCCCAGCAACCAGGCCCUCAUCUGGCUGAACCCACUGCCUCUGGAAGAGACUAGAUGCUCGGCCCCAGGUCCCACCAUGGACAGAGGGAAGGGCUUCAGGAGAAAUCAAAAGAACGAGUGUACAGAGGACAUGGAAGAGGAAGACGAUGACAGUGAAGAGUGUGAUAAAGCUAAGGAAAAGACAAAAGAGCAGAAGGCGGAGGAAAGGGGGAAGGAGAAGGAGAAGGAGGAAAGGAAGCAAGAGCAAGAAAACAAGGAGGAUGAGACGGAGAGCCAGGAGCCAAGGCCCGCCUCCGGGACCCAGUCUCCACCCCCUCCCUACCUCAGCUUACUCUCAGGUGCCGACCCAGACCUAGGUCCUCAGCUCCUGGAGGCAGCUGCAGGUGACCUGCCCGUGCUACUGACCAACAUGGAGCUGGGCCUGGGGUGCCAAGAACUGCAAUGGCUACUGCAGCGAGAGCAGCUGAGCAAACCCCAGGUGCAGCCUGGCUUCUGUCUCUAUCUGAGCACUACCCUCCCCCUCGGUGCCUUGGGAAAAGUAUUAGGUUGCGAACUGCUGAAGGGGCUGAAUGUGCUGGAUCUGGGCCUGAACAUGGACGUCCUAGAAGAACAGAUGUUGCAUGAAAUCUUGUGCAUAGAGUGUCCCAAACUCGAGAGCCGCUGGCAGGACCUCAAGAUGAGAUCCCUGGAUGCCUGCAAAGCUGUGGAGGCUGUUGAGGAGCGACUGCUGACGAUGCUACUGUUCCAGAACCCAAAUCAUCAGAAACCAGCCAAGUUCCUACGGGACACAGUGAGGACCCAGGCACAGCUAUGUCAGCUGCGUGUCCAUUGCGAGGAGCUAGAAGAACUGAGGCUGCAGGAGGUGGUACAGUGGGCACCCUAUCGACACGUGGUCCGGCAUGGAAUGGCCAUUAUCAAGACCCUUAGCCCACUGCAGAACCUGCUGCCACCUUUCUGUAUGAGCCCAGAGAAUUGGCUGGCAGCCACCAAGCAGGCACUGAACAGCAUAAAGCGGUGUGAGAAUCAUCAGGGGGUGGACCUGCCCAGCCAUCUGCUACAGCUAAGAAUACAGCUGACCCGCCAACUGCUGGGCAGCACCGUGGCUGCACUGGGCCUGACCCAUGUACCCUUAGUGGGUGCCUUGGGUGCUCUGGCUCUGCUGCGAGUAUCAAAGAAGGCAUCAGAUCUGGAGAGGCUGGCACUUUGGCCUGGACUGGCAGCUUCUCCUAGCACAGGCUAUAGCAAGCCAGUCCCAGGUGUGGCUCGGCCGCCCUGGCUAGGGCUGAGAGCCUGGCACGAAUGUGGAAUGUUAGAGCUGCUGCCCCCAUUUGCUGGGCUGCGUGCAUCCCUGGCAGGCCAUUCCAGGGUUUGGCAGGCUUACCUGUCACUGUCAUCCACAGUGCUGGGGCCUGCACCUGGGCCUGGGUCUGAUCCACUCAGCCUCCUCCAGAAGCUGAUCCUGUGGCGUGUGCUGAGACCUGAGUGCCUGGCAGCGGCCCUGGCAGACUUUACCACCAGCCUCCUGGGCCGGCCCCUGGAUGAAAACCUGAGUGCCUUCACCAUACCCGUCGAACACAGUCAGGCUACUCAGCCCCUACUGAUCUUGUUGCCACCACCUGGUCACCCCACAGCCAUCUUGCAUCCCCUGACUGUCAUCCAGGAACUGGCUGCCAAACACGAGCAGGGGCAGAAGCAUUUGGAGGUGAUAGCCCUGGGCUCUGAGGCCUGGGACCCGGUCUCAGUGGUGGUCAGCACUCUAUGCCAGGCUAUGCACAAAGGGCACUGGCUGGUGCUGGAGAAUUGUCACCUGAUGCCUAACUGGCCGAAAGAGCUGCUACAGCCCUUGCUGGGGCUGUUGGACGGAGCCACGGUGGUCUCGGACCUGGAGUUAGAACUGCUUUUAGCUCAACCUACAAGCAGGAAUGUGGUCCACAGAGAUUUCCGUCUUUGGCUUAUUGUGUCUACAGAGGCUAUUGCUUCCUUACCAGCUAUACUAACUCAGCACUCCAUGCCUAUUUCCUGGGAGCCGUCCCUGGACCUGGGCCACGUCUUGGUCAACAGCAUAGAGCUAGCCCAACAAGCACCGUAUGUGCAACCCCCUACCAAGGCGCUGCCUCUGCUCCUCCUACAUGGCCUCCUGCUACACCGGCAGCUCUACGGGCUGAAGCUGCAGGCACACAGGGGGCGCUGGAAUCAAGUGACUCUAACCCAAGCCCUUCAGAUCCAAGACCAGCUGUGGACCAGCCUUAGCAAUCCCAGUGCUGCCAUGCAGGAGCUGGCCGCUUCGGUUUUCUAUGGGGGUCCUGUGAGAGACGACAAGGACAGAGAGGCCCUGAUUAGCCUCACACAAGCCUGCCUGGGCUCCAGCAGGGGGAGCUGGGACAAACCACACACCCCCCAGUAUCUGCUGGCCACUCUGAUGCCCAGCCCAGAGCUAGAGGAGCUGGAUGCUAUGGCAGAGUGCAAGGCCCAGAUGUACCUAUUGCCCACACCACCUGAACCCCAGAUCUGCGGACUGAGUGCUGGCCCCCAGGCUUGGCUGUUACGACGCCAGAGUCGUGCUUUCCUGAGUGCACUGCAGCGGAGUUCACCCACUUGGGUGCCUGCGCCUCCGGGAGGCUCCCGGCGCACCGAAAGGCGGCUGCGGCAACGCCUGGUGCUAGCCAAGCGGAGGCUGGAGUCGUUACAGGCUCUGCUGACCAAGACCAUUCACCAAAACGAGCCUGGCACCGGGUGGGUGGUGCAGGGGCUGAAUGCGGAGCAGCCUCUGGAGGGCAUCCUCCAGAUGGAGGUGCUGGAACUGAGCCAGCUGGUGAGCACGCUGCAGCGGGACCUUGAUUGCCUGUUGCAGCAGCUGAAGGGCGCGACGCCAUGUGCCUCCCAACGCUGUGCCGCCGUGGCCCAGGCUCUCUGGAAUGGACGUCUACCCCCGCCUUGGCGACCUCACACGCCUGCCGGGCUGCAACCGCCCUGGCACUGGCUGCGACAGCUGUCGCGCAGUGGGCAACUAUUGGUUCGCUACCUGGGCGUGGGAUCCGAAGUACCGAAACGCAUCUUUCACCUAUCAGCCUUUCGCCACCCACGCCGCCUGCUGCUUUCACUGCGCUGGGAAGCUGCCUCUGCUAUGGACCAGUAUGUGCCCAACUCAAAUUUGCCUGGUUGCCAAAGCUCCAGCUCCAAUCAGCUCCCCCAUAGACGUCAGGGGCUGAACAUCAACCCUCUGCACAUCCAGGUGGUGAACGGCCCAAAGCCCACGGUUCCAGAGAUGGGGCUGCUGCUGAUUGGGCUGCAGCUCUGGAACGCCGAGUGGGACCCGCUAGCAGGGGCCUUGCAGGACAGUCCCUCCAGCCGGCCCAGCCCUCUGCCUCCCGUCAGCGUCAGCACCCAGGCCCGGGGCACCAAUGACCUGCCACCCCAUGCCGGCCUGGCUGUGUAUUCCUGUCCUGUGUACAUGGAAGGUCCCCUUGGCACCACUAGGCUGCACAGCAGGAACAUCCUAAUGCACCUGCCCCUGCCCACGAAGCUCAGCCCCGACAUCUGUGUCCAACGGAGAGUCCAUGUGUGCAGCCCACCCCUGCCCUGAGCGCUCAACCAAAAUAAAGUUGGAGUGAUUUGAUGAAAGCGUCUGAGACUUAGGAGUAUAGGGUGUGUGCGCACAGAGGAGAGAGGAGGUGUGUUCACACUGAAGGGAGAAGAGGGUGUGUGCCUGGCAACUGGGGGGAGG